This is a messenger RNA of Apiotrichum porosum, 1035 nucleotides long. RefSeq lists its product as uncharacterized. NCBI's taxonomy places the organism in Eukaryota, Fungi, Basidiomycota, Tremellomycetes, Trichosporonales, Trichosporonaceae. The transcript is spliced from 2 exons. The record is from RefSeq and is a predicted model, not a curated record. The coding region runs from base 1 to 1035 and encodes 344 amino acids.
AUGGACAAUACCAACAGGCGUGCAUGCUCCAAAGCCUUGGCCAAGGUAGAGAAGGACGCCAACCUACCGAAGGUUUCGUCUCCGGACCUCUCUGCGAUGGUCCUCCAGCCCCACAUCGCAUCGGCCAUUGUUGACUACGUUUACCAAUCAUACAACCUUCCUUUGAUUGUCUAUAAGCCCGCAGAUUUGUGUACGCUAAAGUCGAGAACUCGCACCCUCGGCCGUAUCCUUCAGGUCUGCAAGGCAUUUUACCACCCAGCAACGAGACACCUCUACUCGUCUCUGAGCGUGGAUCUUGCCGGCGGCGAGGACCCGCGCUCAAACUCCCUACUGGAGCCAUUGACAGACACUGGAAACAAGACUACUCUCCUGCUGUUCACCAAACAUCUCCGCAUCGGCAGACACACUGCGAAGGAAUGCGGGGCUUUCACUUCGUCUGGAGGUUCCAUCACCCUUCCAAACCUGCAGACGCUUGUUAUCGAUACGACCCAGACGUGUGAUGAGGUGGACUCCUGCUAUGCAAACGUUUGUGGGCUCACCAGCAAGCUCAAGCCUACCGACAAACUCCUCCUUGUGGCCGACGCUGAGGCUUUCAGCCCGGCAGAAUGGCCAAUUUCAGACUUGACCAACGCAAUCGCCCGUCUCUCCACGGCCGUGUCGACAGUUGAAGUGCAGCUUGGAUUAGCAGGCGUCCUGUGGCUUCCCAAAUUACUCGGCGUCAAAUACGGACCAUCAGUCACCAAGCUCGUGUUUGUGGUGGAAACCGACGGACCCUCAGACUAUGCGCACUUUAUACGGUGUGCUGAAGACGACGCUUUCCAACAGGCGUCCCGGUGUCUCCUCGCCAGGCUGAGGGACCCGAACAACCAGGUCCAGUUCAUCACGGUUGUCAUUCGCCUGUCGGGUACUGGUACUGGUACUGGGCCAUCUGCCGACUGGUUCUUGCUCAAGACUCAAGUUUACAAGUUGAUAUGGGCCGGCGCCUUGAGUGAGUUCAGCAUGGGGACUAGGUCGCGCAUGGUUCUCGACAUGUAG